GUGGACAUGCAGCUGUGUAGUGUGUACCAAACAGAGGGAAGUUUCCCUACCUUAUCUGUGGUGGGUAUAAGGGAAGGGAUGAUCCUCGCCCUUCGUGCCACAUUCUAGUUGGAUAUUGUAUUUGGCGUUAUCACUUAUAACUCCUAAACCCCCUCCACGCGUCCCAGAAUAUCAUCAGCUCGAAGUCAGAAGUUCCAUCUUACACACUGCGUCCCCAUCACUUGGACGUUUCGAUUAGCUAUCAACCCAUAGAAGAUCCAUACUUCACAAUCACUCCAGAACCUCUUCAGACUCUUUCCUCUUCUGCCGGUCUUCAAUCAUACAGUGCCAGAUUCUCGUUCUCAUCAACCAUCUUACCGGCUUGUCUGGCCACGACCAACUGCAAUGGUUUACAGGCAGGGCCUUGUGGCCGGAAUCAUCUCGUCUGGCGCUUCCUGUCCUAGUGAACUCGGCAGCGAGCUAGGACCGAAUGCCGCCAACAAACUAGCUCCUUACCAGAGGUCCAACAUCGAUAUCAACAUAACGAACCAUUACAGCUCCAAGGUCUACACUUCUUCCUCGCCUAUCGUUGGCGAUGUCACCAUCACGACCAAGCGAGAUGUUCGGUUCGACGACAUCGAAAUCAUUCUACUCGGAAACACAAGGACAAGGACAGAAGGUGUAAACUCACCCGCCGAGAUUGCACAUACCUUCCUCAAGCUGGUCAUGCCAAUCCCAUCAUCGACAUAUCCGGUGCCGAGAGUGCUGGAGACUGGAAGGACAAUGACGAUUCCUUUCGAAUUCGUCAUCCCAAACCAACUGACCAUUGGUGCCUGCAACCACAACGUACAAACCGACCAGGUGCGAGACCAGCAUGUUCUUUUACCACCAAGCAUGGGAAAGGAAUGGGAAAAGGACGACAUGUCACCUACGAUGGUCUCGGUCGAAUACACCAUCAAGGCCAGGGUAUUUCGCCAACCAAACGUGGGAGGAAAAAGAAUCAGGAUCAUGGAAGCCAGGAAGUCCAUCCAGGUGCUGCCCGCUUCGCCAGAGGAACCGCCCCUCAACAUCACCGAGAACGACAAGCUAUACUGCAUGUACAAGAAGAAGUCUCUGCGCAAACUUCUUUCCACCAAAGUCGGCACACUGACCGCCGAGGCCAUCCAGCCAAGGGCCGCCAUCCUUCAAUCCAACGGUCGAACGAUGACCUCCACCCCCAUGGCCCAGAUCCGACUCAAGUACGAGCCCACCUCAUCGCAACAGCUUCUCACUCCACCCUCCAUCACCAACAUAUCCGGCAAAGUCACCGCGCACACCUUCUUCAACUCCGGCACGGUACCCGCAUUCCCUAACAUGGGUAACUGGACCGCGGACUUUUCGAUAGACAAGCGCGGAGUUUAUUCGACAUCCGUGCCGCUGCGCAAGAUCUCCGUGGUCCAGCCGACCUGGCAACAACACCAUUACUCGCUCGAGAGGCGAGACUCUGGGUAUGCCAGCGACUUUAGCAGGCCUCGGUACCAAAAUAACAGCGAACCUGGUUCUUCAGAAGGCGAAACAACACCAGGUAUCGGCACCGAAACCCGACGAUUAAUCCCCCCAUCACCAUCACCAUCACCACCAACCCCAUCACCACUACCCAAGUCCUCCUCCUCCUCCUCAAAGAAAACCAAACCCACCUCACCAACCUUCUUCACCACCACCCUCCCCAUCCCCCUCUCCCUCUCCCUCCCCCUCGACCGCCGCACCUUCAUCCCCACCUUCCACUCCUGCAUCGCCUCGCGCGUGUACACCCUCACUUUAUCCAUCACCGCUGCCGCAGGCAGCACCAGCAAAGCCAGAAGCGCCGGCGCAAGCACCACCUUCUCCCUUACCCUCCCACUACAAGUCGCAGUGGAAUGGGACUCCGAACAGCAGGAGCAGCAGAGGGUGGAUGGGCAGGGGUUGCCGCAUUUUGAGUCGUUGUAUGGCUAUGGUACCUCUGGUGGGAUGAUGAUGGGGGUGAACGAGGAGGAGGAAAGGGCGGCGGCGGAGGAGCAUUUGAGGCCGAGGGUUAUUGGGUUACCGCCUGAUUUGUGGUAUCGGGAGAGGGAGGUGAGGCAAAUGCAGAGGGGGAGUCAACAAAGGGAGAGGGAAGGAUUCGGAAGCGAGGGGGUGACUACUGGUGGAGGUGGAGGUGGAGGUGGGCAAGGGCAGGUGAGGGUGAGGGUGGCGGAGGGGGGAAGGUUGCCCGGGUAUGGGGAGGCUAUUCUGGCUAGGUGAUUUUCUUUCAGUCUUGUUGUUUUGUCUUCAUUUUCUUUUUUCUUUUUUUUAUCUCCAUGGGCGUGUUAAUGUGGGCUUUUGGCAUAUACGGAUGGAAAAACAUUUGUGCGGAUACCGGAUGGAAGAUGAUACCAUGGCGUGGAUAUGGAUAGCAAUUCCCUUGUCUGGACAAGGAUGCAGAUUGUAUGCUUUUGUUUACUUCCCCCCCCCCCCCCCCCCCCCCCCCCCCCCCCCCUUUUUUUU
Molecule: messenger RNA, 2481 nt
Organism: Neurospora tetraspora
Lineage: Eukaryota; Fungi; Ascomycota; Sordariomycetes; Sordariales; Sordariaceae
Exons: 1
Coding region: 385-2238 (617 amino acids)
Source: RefSeq, a predicted model, not a curated record